AGAGUCCUCCUUGAAGGUCUCGUAGUCGGAUAGCGCUCUGCCAUUUCGUUGAUUUUGCCGAUUAUCGGCUUGUUGUGAGCCUCGAGCGGGAGCGAUCUUCAUUCAGAAGAGCUUUCGUCGAUAUCAGUGUCAACAUGUCUCGGAUGCUACUCAGCGGUGUCCCGCGGAGACUCGCUCAAGUUGCGGUCCGCCAGUUCCAUGCGACUCGAAAUCUGAACAAGCAUCUGACCACGGAGAUCAAAAAUGGCGUUGCCGUUGUCAAGAUCGACUCACCUGGUGCCCGAGUCAACGUGUUGUCUAAAGAACUCAUGUUGGAGGUGAAUGAAACCAUGGCCAACCUCAAAUCGAAUUCCGCAAUCAGUUCGGUCGUUCUGAUAAGCGGCAAAAAAGGUUGUUUCAUAGCCGGAGCGGAUAUCACGAUGCUGGAAUCUUGCAAAUCCGUCGAAGAGGCCAAGAAGCUAGUCACCGACGGACACAAAGUACUGCAAGAAAUCGAAGAUUUCCCCAAACCUGUCGUGGCCGCCAUAAUGGGCUCGUGCUUAGGAGGGGGUCUCGAAACCGCGCUGGCCUGUCAUUACCGGAUCGCCAUGAACGACAGCAAGACGGCGCUCGGACUCCCUGAGGUGAUGCUCGGAGUUCUUCCCGGUGGCGGGGGCACGCAGCGACUCCCAAAACUCGUUCAGCUCCCCACCGCUCUCGACAUGAUGCUGACGGGGAAGAGCUUGAAGGCGAAUAAAGCGAAGAAAGCCGGCUUCGUCGACGUCGUCAUCGAGCCCCUUGGUCCUGGAGUCAAGUCCGCAGAGGACCGCAUGAUGGAAUACCUGGAGGAGGUAGCCUGCAACGCUGCUCGUGAUCUCGCCUCCCAGAAGCUCAAAGUCAAUCGGACGAGACCGCUGUCCGAGAAAGUCCUAGCCAAGGCAUUGCAGUUCAACUUCGUCAGAGACUACAUUUUCGAUAAGGCGAAGGGUCAGGUGAUGAAAUUGACAAACGGGCUGUACCCGGCUCCCUUGAGAAUCAUCCAGGUCAUCAGAGCCGGACUCGAGAAGAGCAAAGCCGAAGCUUACGAAAUCGAAGCGCAGAAUUUCGCCGAGCUCUGCAUGACGACCGAGAGCCGGGGACUCAUGGGGCUCUACCAUGGACAGGUUCAAUGCAAAAAAAUGUUCGGCAAACCCGAGCGAACUACUCAAAACGUCGCUGUGCUGGGAGCUGGUUUGAUGGGCGCAGGUAUUUGUGAGGUCUCUCUGAAGAACUUCGACAAAGUCAUCAUGAAAGAUGCUUUCCCCAAGGGCUUAGUCAGAGGCCAGAAUCAAAUCGAUGAAAACCUCAGCAAGAAAGUCAAGAGGAAGAGGCUCUCCGGCUACGAGAAAGACAAGCUCAUGUCUGGUCUUCUCCCGACCCUCGAUUAUUCGAAGCUCAAGGAUGCCGACAUGGUGAUCGAAGCCGUUUUCGAAGAUCUCGCUGUCAAGCACAAAGUUGUGAAAGAGGUUGAAGCUGUAGUCCCGGAGCACUGUGUCUUCGCUUCGAACACGUCUGCGUUACCCAUCACGAAAAUUGCCGAGGCAUCGAAAAGACCUGAGAAGGUUGUUGGUAUGCACUAUUUCUCGCCCGUAGAUAAGAUGCAACUCCUCGAAGUCAUCACCACUGACAAGACGUCGAAGGACACGGCGGCUGCCGCUGUCGACGUCGGUCUGCGUCAAGGCAAAGUAGUCAUUGUCGUGAAGGACGGUCCAGGAUUCUACACGACGAGGAUCCUUGCUCCCAUGAUGUCGGAGGCGAUGAUCCUGCUCAUGGAAGGAUGUCCCGUCAGGGAUCUCGACAAGCUCUGCAAGGACUUCGGAUUUCCCGUGGGCGGAGCCACCCUGCUCGAUGAGGUUGGUAUCGACGUCGGAGCUCACAUCGCCAAGUACCUCGGGACCGUGUUUGGGGAGCGUCUGACCGGUGGGGCCAACGCCGCGCUCAUGGAAGAAAUGGUAUCGCAGAACUUCCUCGGACGGAAAUCCGGGAAGGGUUGCUACAUCUACACUCCCGGCGUCAAGGACCGAGCGGUCAAUCCAGGAGUCGAAGCCAUGCAAGCUAAAUACGCCAAGCCGAAGAGUAUGGAGAACACCACCGAACAGAUGCAGUACCGUUUGGCGACUCGAUUCAUCAAUGAAGCUAUAAUGUGCCUCCAAGAAGGAAUACUCGCCAACCCCGUCGAGGGAGACAUUGGCGCCGUUUUCGGUCUCGGUUUCCCGCCAAACCGUGGAGGACCGUUCCAUUUCGUUGACACGUACGGAGCGGACAAAAUCGUUAACUGGAUGCAGCAGUUCCAGGAGAAGGUCCAUCCCAAGACCUUCGAGCCUUGUCAGCUGCUCCUGGACCAUGCAAAGGAUCCGUCGAAGAAAUUCCAUGCCAGGAACAAGUAAUGCAGCGAUUCUUCUGACACGAGCGGAGUCGACGGCGGCGACAGCGUCGAGCACGACCACAUUUUGAUCAAGUCGAGUCGUUUCUGAUGUGCCUUCGCAUCCAGCCGUCUGACGUGCAAUGUGAACGACGAACCGGACCAUCAUCUGGAAUCAAUCAGUUGACGCAAAGAACUAAAAGAACGACCGAGAGAGAAUGGGUACCUAUAUUUUGGAACGAGAGUCAGUGGUUUGUUGUAUAAGAUGAUUGUCCUCGACCGAGGGGGAGGGGCUUCCCGUAAGCGCCAAGCCUUGCGAGUAUGAAGUUUGACAGAGUAUAGUUUUAUGCAGAAUUGAUGAGAGGGAUUUUUCAGCGAAUAUAUUCAACGACAGCUAUAAAAUUUUCUUGUAGACAA
This is a messenger RNA of Galendromus occidentalis (western predatory mite), 2797 nucleotides long. Its product is annotated as trifunctional enzyme subunit alpha, mitochondrial. Gene Ontology annotation, molecular function: NAD+ binding; enoyl-CoA hydratase activity; long-chain (3S)-3-hydroxyacyl-CoA dehydrogenase (NAD+) activity. Lineage: Eukaryota; Metazoa; Arthropoda; Arachnida; Mesostigmata; Phytoseiidae. The record is from RefSeq and is a predicted model, not a curated record. Gene Ontology annotation, biological process: fatty acid beta-oxidation. Gene Ontology annotation, cellular component: mitochondrial fatty acid beta-oxidation multienzyme complex; mitochondrion.